Molecule: messenger RNA, 30936 nt
Organism: Porites lobata
Lineage: Eukaryota; Metazoa; Cnidaria; Anthozoa; Scleractinia; Poritidae
Source: the annotation of a GenBank genome assembly
AUGAACACAUUUGAGCGGCGCGAUUUUGAUAGUAUUCGACCUGUACUGGCUUCAGGAGCAUUUUUUGUAUUUAUUUUCACAUUUCAGUUUUACAGGUGAGUCUAUCGGUCUGUAACUGGAUUGAUCUUUGAUUCUACAUUUUUUAUCUGCGCAAUCAAAUAGCUUAAUUAAAUAAGUCUUAAUGUAUGGGAUUAUACGGAAAUAUUGCCAAGAAAAUUUUCUAUAUAGUAGCUCUUCACUCAUCAUGAACUGAAAAUUGAAAUUAAUGAAAUGUCCAUAUUUAUACCGCGCGCACCGGUACAUACCAUGCAUAUAAGCUUAAAGUAAAAUAUAAAUUGACGGUACAAUCCACGAAGAUAUUUGUCUUUUAAACUUAAGUUGGACCAAGCAUUUAUUUCCAGUUUGAAGCUGACAGAUUGACAAAUGAUGAGCACCAUCGACUUAUCGACUAGCUUUCUGAUGAUCAAUUUCGAUCGACACGUAAGGUCCUGUGUUAGUCUGCACCGAGCGCUGUGACUUUAUGACCUCUUGCAGUCAUACUUAGUUCAAGGCAGGAUGGGAAGGUAGCACGGGGGGAUAUCAUGCUCAAUCCAAGUUUGGAUGGGCUGAGAAAGUAUGGGCUGUUAAGUCACAAACAAGCUUAAAUGGAAGGAAUGAUCGUUUCCUAUAGUUAUAGUCUGGGUUAGAAUGGGAGAGGACUUUUGGAGUAAUCACAAUUUAUCCAAGUUUGGAUGCAUGAAGGAUUUCAUUCAAGUUUUGAUGGAAGGGGUGGGUUAGCAAAUGUUUAUGUGGUUUCUAAUAUACUGAAUAAAAUGUUGAUAGUUUUUCUGUUAAAAUUACUGAAAUUUAGUUCAUAUUACAAAGAUUUUUGUUUUACUUUAUGUCAAUAACUUUCUCAAAUGUUUACAUGAGUGAAGGACAGCUGUCUUGUACAGCCCCAGCUUGAGUGGAGGGGCGGGAAGGAAGGGCAUGGGGGAGGUAAGGGUCAUCUUCUGAAGUUCAAUCUGAGUGCAACUGAGUUCAGUUCAGCUGAGUUCAGUUCAGUUCAGUUGUGAUAGCAGACACUAGUCUAUCUACUCUAGCUAAGUGUUCCUUUAAUUUAGACAUACUUAAUUAGAUUGAAAGACAUGGUCGAUAGCUGAACUUAUAUUAAACUGAUCCAUAUGUUAAACACUUGUUAUUUUCUUUUCUCUUAGUUGUCCCACCUUACUCAUUGGAAUAUGGGUUGUUGCCUUUGGUGUUGCAGUAGGAUUUGUUGUAUUUAGGUAAGUUACAUGAAGAAGACUAAGUUUUAUGUAGUCAACUGUCAUGUCUAUUUACCUUGAUCCUCAGAUUAUCUAUUUAUUUAAUGUACAUAUGUGUAAGAAUACUUUUAAGGAUUAAAAGUUAGGUCAUUGUGAAAAUGGAAUAGUUUUGGGUUACCGGGUAAUUAUUGACAAUUGUUUUUAGCAAUGUAUAUAAUUAAAUUACUACAUGGAAGUUGGUUCUUACUUCUUUGCUUCAGUGUCUUUCUGGGUAUUUUUUGUGCUACAGUGUGGGAACGUGCAAGACAUGAAAUUUAUACAUACACAUAGCAGGUAUUAUUAACCCAAAAAGACUUCUUUCAUAAUGGAGGACUAUUAAUAUAAUCUUUUAUAUGAGACCAGAAAGGCUCAUUUAUGUUCAUUUCAAAGAAAAAAUAAAUGGGCCACCACUAUGAAAGAGGUCUAUGAUCUGGGCCAGCAUUAUUUUUAUGACUGGGUUGUUUAGCCAAGCAAAUUUGUUUUCUUUAUUUAGCUGUUGUUCAGUUCUGCCAUCUUUUCUAUUACACUGGGGCCCUCGAAAAAGAGUAAGUAAACCAAACAAGUCUUCAAAAUUAAUUUAAAUUCUGCAUGGUGUUUUUUUUUUCUUCUUCUUCUUCGUCUUCUCAUCCUGCUGUUCCUCCUUCUCAAAUGAGUGUUUCUCUGGUUCAGAAAUGUAUUUUGCAGAGAAGUUUUCUUGGUGGAUCCGAGUCAAAGAAAAAUAAAAAAAAUAAGCUGCUUUAAGCAAAUUUCUUCAAACCAAGAAAAUUUGAAAGGAUGCAACAAAUAUUCUAGAUUUUUAUUCAUUUCUUACUAGAAUUAUGAGGAUCUUGAUCAGCAACAAAGAGUUGUUUCAGGGACAUGUACUAUUUGUGGAAACCGUAAAUGUCAACGUCAUAGGUGAGAAAUCUAUUUCUUGAUAAUUAUGUUACAUUAUGUUUUGUAUCUUUUUUCCAUGUAAAACAAUCCACAACAGGGGCAACAGGGUGAAACAAAUCCAUAUUAUAAGAGGUGAAUCAAACACAAUUCCUCUGUAUUACAAACGUGACUUUUGUUUGUUCACGUAUUUAAACCCUAUCAUGCAGUAUAUGCAACAACUUUUGAUAAUUCAUUGUGUGGUUAAUAAUAAAGCCUGGUACCUCAUUGUUGUAGAACGAUGAUAAUAAAAAAUAAAAUAUGAAAACCAAUCUAAGAACGGAGUAAAGAUGAUGUAUUGCAUUUCUUUGCACAAACGUAAUUAUAAAUAAUCACAUGCUACUGACAGCAUGACACAGUAGAAGGAGAAUUAAUUCAACUGAGUACUAUAUGUUGUCCAGUAGUUAUUGUUAUUAAAAAUUGUACUCAAUGUCUUUCUUUUUAUGGGCAGUAAAGGCCCACCCACAGCUAAUUUUAGAAAAUUGUCAGCACAAUCUAAAGAUUAGUUUGUUAAUUAAUCACUAAUCUGUAGGUUGCGCAUCAAGUUAAAUGCAUGAUUUCCAAGAGAAAUAUCACAAAGAGACUGUGUUCAGUGCAACAGCUAUGUGUUUGUUGUUAUUUUUUAUAUCAGUGUAUUAUGAAUCAAUCAGUAGAUUUAGUUUUGUGAAUUAUCCAGAGUAAGGAAAGUGUUAUCAGCUAGCGCCACUUCUGCUUGGCUGAAAACACUUACCUCGACCUUCAUCAUGUUCCUGGAUCACAAAAACCUUAUCCAAUAAUAAUUAUUGUAAUAAAUUGUUUAUAAAAGGAAAAGAAUAAUUUUGAGCACUCAAGCUGAGUAAGAUGAACUUUUUCUUUAUUUUUCCCACAAUAAGACCAGAAAUUUCAAGGGCAAAGCUCAAGGUAAGUUUUGUAAACAGAAAUUAUUUCAGUUCCAGUGUAUUCCUUUAAUAUUAAGCAAUCCUGUUACCAUGGAGCUACGUUAAUAUUGUUGAAUUGCUGUUCAGUCAAUGCAGUGAAACCAGCAUUCUUGAACAGCCUUUUUAUGUAAGAGAAAGGAAAGCAAGUACUAAAUGAGCAUCCUAAAAAUGUAAUAGGGAUCGGCUUACUCUAGCUAUGGUCAUUCCACCACCCAGGACCUACCCUAUAAAGAAUCAAAAUUAUUUUUCACCACACUAUAAGGAACACUCUACAGUGUACUUCAUUGAGGGGUGCGAUGUAAAUUGUAGUGUGACCCAAAUAUUUUUAAGACAAGCAUUUGAAUCAGCCUUUGAAAGUCAAACGUCAAAGCGAUUUUUGCAAAUUACUUUAACUUAAUAUACAUGUAUUUUGCCUAUAUUCCAUUUGCACAAGCUUAUUUCCAGCUACAUUUUUAAUGUUCCUUUUCAACAAUAUUACCAUACUCUACAUUUCUUAUCCUAGCCAUGGGAGGAUCUCCUCAUCCCAGAAUCAGUGGACAGUGCCUUGCAAGAGGUCUGAUUUUACUCAAUUUAUAUUAUUUAAAUUAAAUGUUUAGUGAUACUUUUAAAAGUAUUUGUAUAAGUAAUUUUUAGACUUGAGAGUAAGUUGGCAUUGACAGUGCUAUCCAUGAAUGACAUGACUACGGCCUAACGAUUUUUCUUAUUUUACUUUUUUUCAGUUUCUUAGUCUUCUUCUUCAGAACUAUAUCUACAAUUGGUACAGGUUAGUCAGUUAUAAAAACAGGAAAAAAACACACAAUAUAAAAUUUUGGUGACAUAACAUAACUAUAAACUAUAGUUAUAGUGACAAAACUCUGGCUUUGGGAGACAAAACUUCACUUGAUAUGACUUUGUUACCUUUAUUAAUUGCCUUUUCUUACAAACACUGUCUACCACUGUUUAGGGAAUUAAGCUGUAGUGAAACUUGUAUUGAUGAAAUCCGCACAAGCAUCAGAUAUAUGGCAGCUGUGCUUAUAAAAAGGAUACGUAAGGUAAAGCAGCUUUUCAUUUUGAGAUGAAAUAAUCAAAUAGUGUAUGUCAAGGUAUCAAGUGACUUCGAGAUCAAUUUGGAAUUUUUUUAUUUGCCCGAGAUUGUUUUUCAAAAAGUAUCAAAAUUGUAAUUUGAGCUUUUUGAAAAAACAUACAAGUGCUAAUGAAUUCCAAAUUGAAGGAGAAAAGUUGUGAUUAACCCUUCAGAAUAUAUACAUGAAAACAUUUACCUGUCAAAAUUACAGGGUAUUGGAACCUGUUUAUAGUGGUCACCAUUGAGAACCCAGAAAUCCUUGUUUUUGUGCUGUUUAUAGUAAAACCUGCAUUGCUCACAGCCAAUCAGAUUCAAUAAUUUUUUUUUUCUGGUAUAUUAUUAGCAUAGAAAAGGUGAAUACCAACAGGACCUGUGUUUUGAAUAUAUUAUUAAACUAUGACUUUGCAUUUAACAUAGGGCAAUCAAACUUGAUUUAAAUUGGGAACUUCUUGUGCAUGUUUUAUAGAAUGACUUAUAUCCAAAAUUAGUACAGGUCAUUGUAGUGCUUUUGACUUAAUUAUGUAUUAUCUAUAAAAAUUGUAUUAGAAUGAUUCAUUCACUCUUGUAGCUGUACGACUGUGAAGUAGGUUAUGGCUCCAGUUUAAUAUGAAUACAUGAAUGUGAAUCCCUUUUAUCAGAUAUUGAAAUUGAACUGCCAGUGUAAUGGAUGCAUGCUGAUACAGGGGAAAAUGUUCUUUAUUUAUGGUGUUGCUUACUUUGCAGAUCGACAUUCCAACUCUAGUCACAGAAAACUUGGGGAAAGAAGGAUUAAAGCAUUUAGAGAUGUACCUUAGAGCCAAGGAAAAAGGUUACUUAAACUACCAUCAUGAGUGUUGAUUUAAAGUGAUAUAUAUAUUUAUAUUCACUUUCUUUAUUUUUUAUGUUUAUUUGCCUAACAUUCCGGAAAUCGAUUUGACUGCAUGUACAAUUCAUGCAAUUUUAGGGAACUAAUGUUACAUGAAGUAAUGUUCACUUGAUAACAGUCAGUGAGAAGGCAAGACUUUUAGACCUCCCUAGUCUGCGUAGCAAGCGUUUUCGUUUGGUUUUGGAGCAAAGAAAGACCGAGGAACGGGAUUCUCGGUUUUGGCCGAGCGAGAAAUGAAAGUACAAGAGCCAAGCGUGGUCUUUGACUCUCGUUCCUCGUUCUUUGCUCCUAAACCACACGGAAACGCUUGCUACGCAGGCUAGCUAAGACCUCCCUAGUAACAGUUUCAUCAGAGUGUGGCGCAGGAAAUAAAUUCGAAGCAAAUGAGCGGUAAUAAGCCUCUUGAGAGGUGGCAAGGAUGAAGGAUAACGUAUUGGAGGCUUUUUUAGUGCCAAUGUAUCAGGCACAAACGUACGUAUUAUUAUUGUUGAGGACAUUAGUAGUCUGAUCGUGAAUGAUGUGACUCAAAAGAUUGAAAAUUUAACAUUCAAAAAGUAAUCUGUAGUGAUCAACUUACCUUAAUUCUUUUCCCUCGUACAGUAACAUUGUCACGUUCCACUAGUCUACAGACAGCUAUUCUAGAACAAUUUAAUCCCAGAAUGCACUGUGCACUGCAAAGCCGACCAAUGGAACUUCAGUAUCUGAGAAAACUAUCAGAGAGCAUUCUCCCCUUUCUGUUACCUCCAAAUGCCUUGCGAUGCAGGUACGUUAUAAGAAAGCAGUCUUGCUAUGAGCCAUCCCUACAUCCUAAUACGUGUCCAUCUUAAGCGACGGUAAAACGAGCAACAAAACGUGCAAAGGUUUCUACCCACCUACCCCUCCCCUAAGUCAUCAUUAAUACUUACUUCUCACUUAGGGCAAAAGUACGACCUAGGAGAGGGGCAUGUGGUCAGUUACCCAGAAACUUCAAUUGAUCCUUAAGGGAUAUCCAACUUGUUUUGGAAUAUUGCUACAAAAGGAGUUGAAUACUCAUAUUUUGCGCCCGGCGUUUUCUCGGCCGGCAUCCACGAGUCAAGCCUGUCUUGCAACAGAUCAAGUUGUUACAGGUUGUAAAACGCUGUUGCAAAAAGUAAAACUACUCUCUACUUUCUGAAACAACUUUUCACAGCCUCCAACAACCUAAGUUGUUGAUUCGUAAGUGGUAAUUGAACUAAGACGCGCAAAAUUGCUUUUCAUCUCGUUUCGCAGCAAUGUCGCAAAACAAUAACUGGCGCAAGUUUGGUUGAUUUUUUUGUUGGUUCUUAUCCUUGCUCUGGGAGGUAUUUUCUAUAAAAAUUUCGUUUCUUCUUUCCUCGAAAUCGAUCUUUAAGUUUUAAUUUGAACGGACAAGGGAGAACACUUGUAUUUUAGGUUUAAAGUUUCAUUUUUGCGUUUUAAAUGUAUGCUUCAUGACCGAUUAUAUUUGUUUUGAAACACGGCGCAGUAAGAACGCGUUUUCAGUCUUCAAACACCGAAAACAUUUUUUACCAAAAUAACAACAAGUACAUCAACAGCAUAAGGUAAAGUUUCUUGAACCUUUAACAGUGAAAAUGGUAACCUUAAGCUCUGAACUGCUGUUCCUGGUUUUGUGAAUUUUUCUGUUGUUGGACCGUGGUUAUCUGUGUAGAAAUUGAGGCGACUGUUGCAUUCUAUUUCAGGAGCCUUGUAUCUUUGCUACGAGAGUUAUUAGCCAGUGCAGUCUUUUUAUCAGCAGCUGACAAACUUUCUGACCCUGUAAGUUGAAAAAAAGAGAAAAGAGUACGGAAUUUAGUGGCUUUAACCCUUCAAGUUCCCAGGGUGUUCAACAUAUAUAAUCAAGGGAAAGGCCGCUAUGACGAUAAGUUAUGUUAUCACCUAAAGGCUCGUUUUCACCAGCGAUGGAGUCGAAGUCGUGCUUAGAAGCGUAGAACUUUACGAUCUAGUGAAAACAACGUUGUGUUCCUUCUGAUUCCGCUUACUACUCCGUCGUUUACGAUCAAGUAAAAACUGGGUCGUCGGAGUCGCAAGCACAAGCGGAAGAACCAAACCAAUCACAAAGCGUGGGAACGUGCAUUAUGAUUGGUUUAUCUUUCCCCUUUUGCUUCCGAGUCCGACAAUCUGGUUUUCACUAGAUCGUAAGCGACGAAGUCAUAAACGGAGUCUGACGAAAAUGGAAACGUUCUGAUUCUUCCGACUGCGAUUCCGUCGCGCUUAUGACUCUGCUUACGACUGCAAUUUUUGAUUUUCACUGAAUCAUAAGCGUGAAAACCAGCGUUUACGUAGCAUGCGUCAUGCUAGAAGUAUACUGAUGUAUUACAUCAGCGAAGCCGAAAACCUCUGUUUAAGUCCGUCCACACGUAAAUGAGAAGCUGGCGUUUUCAAAAAUCUCCACUCUGGAGAAAAAAAAUGCCUUUUUCGGUGACCGUUUUCACGGGAUACGUGUGGACGCCAUGUAGGCCAAACCGAGGAAAAAUAUUCGUUUUCAAACAAAAACGGAUACAUGUGGAGGGGGGCCUAAAACUCAAUUGUAAACACCAAUGAAAUACCAAGUGAACUUUUGCGCGAAAACAUGAUACCUUUACAUGUGAAAAGAUCUGCGUUGCUAUGGCUACACAAUAAAACGAUGCAUGACUUUGAAGAAGUUUAUUUCUUCGUUUUAAUAAUUUAAUCUGACUUCUCAUUUCUUGAAAGGAUUUUGUUAACAACUUCCUCCUGAUAUUGUUGGACAAAGAACCAGUAAGUGGCCUGUUUUAGCGUUUCUUCGGUGCAUGUUAUUUUAAGUUAACAUAAUGUCGUCAGCUUUUUUUGCUACAGGAAAUAUUUCAUUCACUCGUUGACGGCUCUAACUCGUUCAAACAUCGCGCGGCAACGAAAAACAGUAGCCGCGUCAUGAGCUUAUUAAACCGUGGAGCCAUCUACAUACACUCCCACAGUAUUAUGUCACAGUCGGUCGAACAUGACUAAGACAUAUCAUUGUUUGCUGUUUUUGCCUGGCUCUUUGUUUUUCCGUUUAGACUGUUACUAAUAGGAUUACGGAGAAACGGCGAAAAAGUCUAACGUGCUUUACGUUAAAGCAUGUCCUUUAUUUAGAAAUUAAGGAGUAACAUCUGAAUCCAACAUCAGUUCUGACGUUUUUGCCCCCAGAUGGUGGCUUCUGAUGAGCCACCGGGUCCUAAAGUUCCUCUACUAGCGAAGUUUGCCAAACCGCGAGUUCCACUUACAAACUCGGUAAGUUAAUCACUCCCUUAAUUACUCUCCACAAGAGUUACAUGAGAGUUAAAGCCUGUGCGCUGUAUAGCUGUUACUGACGUCCGACGUAAAGUUUUAUGAAGUUGGCUCAAACUCUUCAUUUGUCAACAGCCUACGUUACAGUGUAUGCUUAUGUUCUUCUCGUUGUUUUAAUUUGCAGGCUCUUCAUUUGUCAAUAGCAGACAUUCUUCAAGCACAAUCCGCCUUAUUUCCUUUCAUGCAGUUUAUGAAAAGUGAAGGAGCAUUGAACAUACUUCAAUUUUGCCUUACCGUUGGUAUGAUAAAAAAAAUGUUCAAUGGAAGAAUCUCAUCCCAGUUGCAAAAAGAAGGCCUAAAAAAUUCAGGCUUGAAUAGGAUUCAAACUCUUGACCUCUGCAAUACCAGUGCAGCGCUCUACCAGUUGAGCUAACAGGCCAACUGGGAACCUGAAUUUUUAAUGUGAGGCUUUCAUUUCGUAUCUCCAAUAGUUGCGUCUGUAUACUGCGAUGAUCUUCUUUCAUUUAAUACCGAGACACACACAGACACUGUGAUCAAAGAUUUCAAAAUGACAUAGAGAAUAUACACUUCUUCGUUCAUUCUACUUUGUUCACGAUAAUGUCCUUUCAAUAAAGGCAUGGUAGACUUACCCUGAGAUCAGACUGUAUUUUUGUCUCACUUGGUAAAUAAAACUCCGGUGGAAAGGGCGAAACGAAAUCUGGCCUCAGCAGCUUAAACGUUUAAGACUAGUUAUUUCAGGCCCAAUUUUGGCACGACUACGCAAGACUGAUGGGAGAAGGCAUGAAAGCUGCUAAUAUAAAAUUGGGCGUGAUCUCAGGUUAGAUAGACUUAAGUAAAUUUGUGUUUAUAAGACCAGUGAUUAGCUCUUUUCGCGCUCUUGAAUAUCAUCUGCUACUCACCUCUACUUCGGUGCUAUAUUUGUUAUUCCAGAGGACUUCAAUAAGAGAAUUUUCACCCCAGAAAUAACAAAAGAAGAAGAGGUUUUGCUCAUUAAAGAGGUAAAGUAGACUUUGCAUUAUAUUUUAAUACAGAAAUGACAAGAAAGACUUGUUGUAGUGCACUAUUUCGUUUAUCUGAUCUUCUAAUAUAUUUUGUCACUACAUGUGCACGCCCAUCCUGUAAUUGAUGACUGAGAUGAUAUAUCUCCAAAAAAUCAUAAAAGCUUUAGAUUUAGGGUUCAUAUCUUGUGAUGUUAGUUUUUAUUUUUAGUCACUCCUUACAAUCAAGCCUUGUGAUCUCUCAGAGGAUUAGAAGACGUUCGCGUUUGUUCACUCUUCUCCUCUUUUUUUCGAUUAUUCGCCGCGUUUUUGUCAUGUUGGUUUUAGGACAGUCGCGCAGAGUUUUGUAAACUUGUGCUGCCAACAUCUUCACUUCAUAUAUUUUUUUAGUAUUUUACUUCCAAUGAGGUACAAAAUAGCUGAGACAUUUUCAUUACAGUAUUUCAAUUAAAUUGGGCGACUAAUGUAGCUUCACUUUUCUUCAACAGGUCAAAGAAAUCUUCCGUUCCUACUUUGACACCGCUGCAGUUGAUAGAAUAAACUUUGACGCAGAAAUUGUGAAAGAACUAAAAUCAUGUAAGCCUUUAAGCCUUCAAGCAAGCUCUCGGCUCGGGAAGAAAUACAUCGAGGUGCAGGAGAGUUUGCUUGCAACCUGAACUGGAAUGAUUUCUCUGGAUAUAAUUCUCAGUGGGCCCCAAGCCAGUUGUAUCGGAUGUAACUGGCCUGAGAUAUGAAAGAAAAAAAAACGAUUUAUUGUUGUGAGAGGAGCAGAAAUUAGACCUCUUUAUAUGUCUAUAUUAAUUCGGCCAUUUUUCUUAAUCGGAGAAGGAAAUGCUCUGCCUUAGGGUUGAUUUCCACUGUCGCGUUUUUUUUUACUUGUGUACGCACGUAAAAAUUACGGAACAGUGCAAAUCAACCCUUAGUUACAAUUUGCCGAGAUAUCAUGAGUUUAAUGCAUCGCUACUUAUUUUCUCAGGCUAAACUGAUCAGGACGAUCAGUGGCCUUUGCUUGAUUCUCUUUCCCGCAUGUUUGACUUUUUUGUUUUCUACUUUUAGUGGUAAAGUAAGCAGAAUUGAUGUCCCUGUGAUGAUGAAUUUCUGUAAAACCGACAUCGCUAUGAUAACCAUCUUCUAAAAUUCUUUCUGUUAAUUGUAGGUAUUAGCGGCAAUGUUGAUACGAUGGAACGAUUAAAAAUGGCAACGUUAUUAUCCAGGUAGGUUUGUUUAAAAACACAAAAAGAAAAAAACUGUGACUUAAGUAACCCGCGUAUCGUUGAUCUACCACCAUAAAGACGCUAGAGGUCCGGGACGCUACAGUUCAGUUUUGAUUAAGUUAUGUUUUGAAAAUCUUCUUCAACGUAUACCUGAUCUUGAAUGAAAGGCCCCGCGCCAAAUUCUUACACCAUAUGAGCCUCUAUAAAAAUGGCAUCUUCGUCGAUUUUUUUGAUAGGCCAUUACCGAGUUCCAAAAACUCUCACUUUUAAAACGAGGCUAAGUGCAAAACCUUUCUUGUGAAAAUGAGUUUUAUUUACAUGAAAAUAAAAACUCAUUUUCAUAUCAUUGUCUUAUCGCACUUAACCUCGCCUUGAAAGAUGAAGUUAGCCAGGUCACUACUGCAAAAUCACUUGGAGUGACCAUCGAUGACAGACUUGAUUGGAGUGGCCAUAUCGAGAAAGUAACAAAGAAAGUCGCUUCUGGUAUUGGGGCCAUAAAACGAAUAAGGCACCUUGUCCCUCAGGCGACCUUACAACUAAUAUAUCAAGCUUUAAUACAGCCACACUUUGAUUAUUGCAACAUUGUUUGGGGAAACUGUGGGAUAACCUUACGGAAUAAGGUUCAAAAGCUACAAAACAGAGCAGCCCGUGUUUUGACCUACUCAAGCUAUGACGUAGAUGCUGGUCACCUUUUCAAACUUCUAGGGUGGAAAAACCUAGCUUGCCAGCAACAAUUUCAAAGAGCUACGAUGGUUUACAGGUCUCUGCACGGGUUGGCUCCAAACUAUCUUAGUUCUAAAUUUGAAAGGCGAGAAGUCGCAUAUAACCUAAGGGACUCUGAAAAUAAACUCAAUAUUCCAUUACCGCGCACAAACUAUUACAAAAACAGCUUCAGCUAUAGUGGCGCCAUUCUCUGGAACAGUCUUCCUUGUAACUUAAGGGAAGCAGAGUCCCUUGGGCAAUUUAAACGAUUACUCAAAGAACUGUAAGGCACGGCAUUCGUGGAAAGCAGCUUUUUUAUUUAAAUAUUUUUAUUAUAUUAGUAUUAGGCAUUUUUAAAGCUGACGAAUUUUGUACCGUGGAUAAAUAAAUAAAAUUAUCUAUCUUAGGCAACUCAGAAAUGGUCUAUUUUUGCGUACGUUGUGCAUUCUUAAGAAUGAGCGUCAGACAGUUAAUUUGCUGUCUUAAGCGAUCUUGAAAAUUGACGGCGGUUUUCUGUUUGCUCAAUAAUGCAUUUGCAUUGUUAAGACCAUUUUAAAUGAAAACUUUCACAACUUAACUGUAACUUAUCUACUAAUUGAAAUUUGACUUUCUUACUGAUUUUUCAGAGCCUAUGAAUAUGCAUAUAAUCUUCUGGAGACAACGUUUCUUCCUCUAUUUUACCAAAGCGAUGAUGUAAGUACCAUCAACAGCCUCGUUGUACUUAAACGCAGCAAAACGCAUGCGAUCAAGCCCCUCUGAAUUUUUUACUCUGUUAUUGGGUGAGAGAGUGGCAGGAUAUUUUUAGGCCACUCAUAAAGAAUCCAAGAGAUCGUUGAUCAUUUUCGAAAAUUACUCCAACACUACUUUGACUCAUCAACAAUUCCUCCUUACUCUCCCUGAUGGGGUAAAGUAGGUACUGAAACAUGCGUACACACGUACAGCACAGUUACGUCACACACUUCUCAGCCCCAGCUAUGCGAUUGAGACUCAGGCUUCUCUCGACAAGCUUGACGGUUGACGUCACAUCCGAUCUCGCCGAGGACGACUGAAGGCUUUUGUGCCUGUACAUUUGGUAACCGUUGGCCAAAAGAAGACGGAUUAUGCUCUUAAUAUUUCUUCUAAUUUGAAGGUAUCUGCAUUUACUGUAGUCCCCAUAAAUAAUGGUUUACUUUUUCUCUACAGUAUUUUUCUUUGUUGUGUGGAAGCCGAUUGCCAGCCAAACCUUUAUCUAAACCAGCUUCCAGGUAAUGGGCCUCAAAUGCCAUCAUGCUUGUGAGAUGUUAUUAAACGGUAAAAAUUGUAUAAAGGAUCUCGUGAGCUAAAGGGAAGCCGUUUUCUCAAUCUUGAAGCCCCCUAAGCGAGUACUGUAACCGCCCGUCCCUCACUCCUUCCCCUCAGGACGGAUACAACGUUAGUUGCUAGGAGUAAUUUCCGUCUCUGUUUCUCUUGUAUAAAACCAUGAAUUGAAAAAAUGCUAUGCGAGUCUCUUAUAAAAGGAAUAUGCGUUUGUCGUUAACAUGAAGCCAUGUUUUGUACUCCUAAACUACUAUAUACUGUAAAAAACUAUUACAGCUUCGUGGUCUCAUACAGGUCAUUACUAUUGCCUUUUCGCAGAGUUUCGAAGAAAAAGUUUGAUCCCCUAGCGGAGUUUUCACGACUGGCAGGAAAACUCAAAGAUAAAAUGAUGAAUCCAACAAAAGGUAAUCACAGCUCGGUGGCCUUGAUUGGUUUAUAACAUAUCAACGGACACGGCGGGUUUCAUACUGAACCAAACAUUGCUUUUACAUUGUUCUUGUAGCAGGUUUGGGUCGUGGCGGUCAGUCCAUUUAUCCCAUCUAACUAUGUGAAGUACUUAAAUCAACAGAAAAGGCUUGACAAUAUAGCGGAAGUGAUUUUCCUUAUUCUCUUUUUCUGAAUAUUCCGAACGUUCCUUUUAUUGUUUUUGUAAGGUGUUUGUCUUUGAGCUCGUAAUCCUGGUGAAGGUGUAGUUUUGAGCAAGAGGGCAUUAGGUAUUUCCUGAGUGUAGCCUGAAUCUUAAACUACCAAACCCUUCGUCUGAAUUGAAAAGAGUAGAAAAACGAUCGGUGGAAGGGGUGAGAAUCAGACUUUGUUUCGUCCCUGAUCCCAUGCUGACAGAUCGCGCCUCAUCGCAGGCUACGGGUGAUUAUUUCUUUGGCCUUAUUUUACAACUUUUACUCUUAAAGAGAUUUUUUUCAGGAUUCGUGGCAAAUGAAUCUAAAAUUCGGCAUUGUAUGAAUCCAAUACGCCGGCACGGCGGGCAAAGUCGCGUAGUAGAACGCGGAAAGUGACAAAUCAUGGGUUAGUGAAUUGCCAUUGCGUUGCUUUCUUUCAUUAAAUCCUUCGUUCCAACUUUCAGCUACAGCUAACUGUAAAAUGUCUUCUAAAUCUCUAGUUCACUACCAUCUGUAAACAUGUGUCCCUUAAUUUUUUUUUCAAUAGAUGAUUCACCAUACGAGGAAGACGCAUUUGAUAUCCCAGACACACCACCGGUAAAUAUUACUCCUUACUACAUUAGUCUCUUCUCAGUAGCUCGGGGAUCAAAGCUAAUUUACACCGACAGAAUAUUCGCUGGUGGUCACCCGGCCAGUCUCUUCACCCAGCCCUAUUCCCCCAGAAAUUCACACAGUUUUGCCAUGUGUGAUCAGACAAUACAGCAGUCGAUCGCUACUACAGAAGAACGCUGAGGGAAUAGUUUUCUCCUCUAAUAAUGACAAGAGUGCUUUAAAUCGAACCCACCAACCAAUCACUAACAACCACGGUGGUUCAAAUAGUCUCACUCAACAAAUCGACACUGUCCCCUGGUGAAGACCUGUAGUACGCAGUCGAAACGUCUCGAGCGAUAUAUGUAAGCCAUAAUCGUAAGAAAAACGAUUAAUGAAACCGUAGAAAGUCAUUGCGUGUAGAGACCAAAAGCCCCAGCAUCUCUCGCCACUUUUAAUGAUGUGUCCGUUGGAAAUUUAUGCGCGAAACAAAUCAACCUUGAAACGCUACCAUUUUGUUUCCUUUGAUGGUAGAGAUUACGAUUUUUUUUGUCAGUGCUCCGUCGUCAACGCGUCACGUUUUUCCUCUUUUAGGAUUUUUAUUUGGAAAGCGAAGAAGAGAUGGAAUUGGAGGAAAAAGAAGCACGCGAUCUUAGCAUGUGGAAGAUAACUAUUCCCCACGUGAUUAUGGAGACGAAACAGGUUUGUUGUGGUUAUGCAACUAUUUAUACUCAGAGAAAGUUGAAAUUUACGGCAGUUUUGAAUUGAUUACGGAGAAUUAUUUCGCGAUUGGUUUGAGCGAAAGGUACGGUGCUAUAAAACGGGCAACAACAAAGAAAUGUUCAACUUUGCGCUUUUUAACACCCGCGAAAAAAAUCCUUGCAACGCUAUUUGUUGCAAGACAGGUUCGAACGUGGGCGGUUAAACCCGCAACAUCGCUAUUUCAACUCGUUUUGCAACAAUGUUAGAAACCAGUUGCACAUUUUUGUUGCCCGUUUGUGCAUCAACCGGUCUACCUCGGUCUCUCCCGGUCUCCACUUUUGAAAUCUUUGGAAAACAUACGAAAUGUUGAGAAGACCUCCGAUUUACACUGUUAAUCACCUAUUACUUUUUAUUAUAGCUGUUAUAAAGUUUUGGCGAUUCGCCGAAUACUGAUAAGGAUUAAAAAGACUCUAACUUGUAGAGUUCCCCUUGAGUUCUGGCUACAGAAUUUGUUUCAUUUGCUUUACAGAAAGGCAUCUUCAUAAUAUCAGUUGAAAGACGGGAUAUAACCGAAGGUGAAUAUUUUACUCCACAGUGUAGCAUAAAUACAGUUGUAGUAGCUCAGGCCUGAUGUUGACACUAUUAUAUUCACAUCAGAGCGACGUAAAACUCUCGAGAAGACUAAGAGGAAAAGAUAUGCUCUGAUCUUAAGUGUUUUCCGAAAACUGGUAUUGUUGGUUUGUAUGCAGCAAAGCAAUUAGCCUUUACUAUUUAAUGGUGUCUUAUGCUGACAUGUGGUAAAAAGUUUGGAGAUGCGUAGAAACUUGUGCGUUAACAACUGUAAACUAUUGUUUAUUCGUUAAAAAAGUUAUCCACUCUUGAAGGGAGAGAGGAGGGAAUAAGUAGAGGAGGACCCUGGGUACGAAGUUGACGCAGCCGUUCUUUGUGUGGUCACGCAACGCUUCUAGAGAGGAGCGUUGUGUGACAACAUUACGGACGGCGGCGUCAGCGACUACUUUUUAAAACUGUUUUCAAAUAAUUCCCCUCACUGUCGUUCACGUUUAGACAGUAACCAUAAUCGGAUAUUCGUUUUCUAACCUGCAUUGUCUGGACAAUUUUUUGGUGUGUAGACUGAAAGACAAAGGUACACAUUUGAUAUAGUUAACGUUUACUCUCUGUGGAUACUUUGACUGGAAUAUUGUUUGUUAUUCACUCGCUUUAAACGUUUGACCUGAAAACAAUACUAAAACUCUUUUUAAGGGUUUGCUAUACUGAUAACAUAUGCAAUCAGUUGCGACCCAGUUGUUCAAAACUUGGAUAGCGCUAUCCUAUACCUGCCAACUUUUUCUGAGAUAUAAGCGUGAGAUUUUUAUCCUGGGAGUGCUGGGAUUUUGAAGACGACAAGAUCAUUUCCGAAGAUUCCCGAAGAAGUCCGAAGUUUUCCGAAGAAGUCCGAAGUCUUCCGAAGACGUCCGAAGUCUGCCGAAGGCGAAGUUAUCGAGAAAACGCUUAUCCACAAAGUCAGAGAUCGCGAGGAAGGUAUUGUCAUUUAUUCAUUUUACACGUGGUUUUCUUUCCUUACAUGGGUCUGAGUUAACAUGUUUUUGGAAAUUGUGUCAAGCAAGACGGCAACAACUCACAUUUUUCAAUCAGGCGUGAGAAAUUGGCCGGCAGGCGUGAGCGGGCGUGAGAUCGAAGUUUUCAACCCGCAGGCGUGAGACACACGCCUAAGGCGUGAGAGUUGGCAGGUAUACUAUCCACUGACCAAAUCACUUGCCAGUGGUUAAGUUUUGAAGAAAACCAAUUUCAUCUUCCACUGGCGGAAUAGACAUUUAUCCAGUACAUAGCGCUCGCCGCCGUUUAAACAACUGAGGCCAGAAGUUUUGACUGUACUUAAUUUUCCUCUCGCUGGUAAAGCUCUAUAAACGUCCCUUGUCAAUUCAUUUUGCGAUUUCUCGCUCCACGUUCCUAUUUACUUGCGUUUUCUUGGUCCAUUCUUGAUCCGGGGCUGAUGCGCGUAACUUUCUCUCCAAGGAACGUGGAUGAUACGUUAGGGGCUUGUCCGACUUUCUGUUCCAUAAUUUCAUCCGAAAACGCAAAUAGUUUUAAUACUCACAUUCUGUGAAUCAUUUCCGAUUUGAUCUCUAUGUUUAAUUCUCCAGUUUCCCAGGGAGUUCAGUCUUCGUUUGAUCUGCUUUGACAGGUUGUUCACUGGUGUUUUUAAUUUCUUUCUCCAUUUCACUUAAGUUCUUCUCCAUUUCCCCGAACUUGUGAGCCAAGCUAGAGGCUUUCCUCUGUACUGUGUCUGUUCGUUCCAUCGAUCUUUGGAGUCGUGAUUCACUCUUGAAUAGACUGGCCUCUAUGACUUCUAGCUGAUUUGUCAGGGUUUGAAAUCUGUCUAGUAGUUCCUCGUAUUCCAUCAUGAUGUAGUAGAUUAUAUCCAAAUGUCCAAACCUCGUAUUUGUUUCGCAUGUGUUGGUCUUGUUGGUCUUGCUCGGCAAACGCCGAUUUAUGUGAAUGUGAAUUUCUUUGAAAUCGAAACGUUUGAUCGGCAGAUAAAAGCCGCAACUUCAAUGUUUUGUUCGGGGAAGAAAUGGCGCGAAAGUUGAAAGGAGUUCGAAACAAGCAAAAGUGCGACUACCAGGGAAGCGGUGAAUUAAAAUCAAAAUUGUCAUCGCUAUAUUUGAUUUUUUAUAAUCCUGUAAAUAAAACUGUCAAAUAUAAAGCCGGGCUCUUCAGUAGAUUUUCAAGUGUUAUUGACAGUUUGAAAAACUUCAAACUUUUUAUCUCGACGCUUCCUGCCUCUUGUUUUUGGUUGAUGCUGAGGGUGAAAAAUCCAGUGUCGGUAGAAACUUUAGACAAAUCCAUCUUUAAACUUUCGUGAAUAAUGCCGGCACAUGAACGCCUUAUUGUGAUUCAGUUGAGGACAGCAAGUUUACUUUUUUCUCCUGUUUCUCUCUGUGGUUUAAGGUCUCCGUUUUUUAAAAGUUUUUCCCCGAAAUCGCUCAUCAUUUAGUUUAACUGACCCACGGAAAAUCGUCUUUAGCAGCGGGAAUUUGCUAUGCCUGCGAAAAGUUCGACUCAUGGUUGUUCCAAAAAUUCAUGUCACGUCUAGAAUACGUCAAGUGUGCCUCUUUUAAUUUGCUUAAAGCGAAGCUGCUGAUCCUUAUAAGUAUUUAGUCAAUACAGAGGGCCAUAAGCCUAUCUAUCGGCAUAAUUGCCGGAUAUGUUGUACCAGAGACUAUACACAGCAAUAAAGCAUUUAUCGAACUAUUAAAAUUAGCCUCCUCAGACAGCCAGUAUUAGAAGAAUAUUGCACGGCUUUGUGUUCGUAAAAUCGAAUUUUUCCCCAAUACGGACCAACGCACUAUCUAAACAACAUCCGUAACGAUUUGUUCAUAUUUUGUUUUUGCAGCUACAAGAUGGGAUCUGGCGAGGUAAGCAGAGUUUCUGCCGCUCUGUUUAUUAAAAUGUCACACGAUUUCACAUCAGACAAAGCCAAAAGCCUGCCAUAGAGAUUUAUCAAACUAGUUCAAGUACUUAUAUCGAGAGUAACAAAAAACAAAUCCAUGUUGAAUAGUUUUGUUUUGCUUUUUUGUGAAAUUAGAAUGUUUGUCGCCAUACUAACGAAUCUCUCAAUAUUUUUGAUAACCAAAUAUCUGUCAACAGUGGGAUCCAUCCUUAUAUAUUGAUAUGGAAAUAAGGGGAUCUUAAGUCUUCAAAUAAUUUUAAUUACAUUUUAAAAUUGUAUUGAUACAAUGUAGACAAAGUGCAACUAUUGAGUAUAGCGUCGUUAAUAUGAGUUGUUUCAAUCAUUGACUGUUAGUUUUGGUUAAAUUAAUUGUGUCGGUUUACUGUGUUCCUCCGUUAACGGCUGGCCUGUAGCUUUUUCUUUCUUUUGUGUUGUUGUUGCAUUUUGUUAUCGCAGGAGACCUAAAGAGUUCUAUGUCCUCCAGAGCAAAUUAAACGAGUUCCAUGGUAGGUCUUUAAUAUAUUGCUUUUGUUUGUUUAUGCCGCAACAGCUACACAAACACAGCAGUCUCAACAAUCAACGUCUACUCACUGCUCUCCAGCAAACUAGCAAAUUAUGUAAUCCGUACCCAAAUACAAACUUUAAGCUGUUUUCUGAGUGAAUCAAACUUCAUUUUGUAAUACUGCUUUCGUUGGCUUCAAUUUAAAUCGAAAAAACAAUAAAGUUUAACAUAAGUUCAAUAUAAGCCACGUUCGUAACAGUCCACAGGCAAACAUAUUCUGGAAAGUCUCCGUGGUAACUUGCCCCUAAUGUAGAAGGGUAUUUGCCUAGAGGACUUUGGGGGAGCAAACAAACGACGAACCAAACAGUCCGACCAACAUUUUUAAAAUAGAGUGAAAACCAAUGCCAAAAUUUUAAACGGCAUUUUGGCGUGUUCGUUAGAAAAAUAAGGAAAUUAAAGGUAGCUAAUUUUAUUAUUUAUAGGUCUUCUUCCAGUGAAAGAAUUAGUUAAUUCAGCCUUUCUAUCAUAAGAUGUAGUGCAAUAAUUUGGUAGUGUCUUUUCAGGAGAGAUCGAUGACUCGCUACUUCCACCCAAGCGUAACACAUCACGAAGUAUUACACAGAAGACCACAGCUGUUUAUUUUGAAGCCUGCCGAGUGCAGUUUGAGAGGUAUUUACAGGUGAGUUUGCAUUCUUCCUUGUGAUGUCCGCGUCGAUCUUAGGCCCGGUUCGGACACCGCUCCACUCAUGUGCCGAACCUAAGUGAUGAAUUAAGUACGGCAAAAGAGCGGCGUCUGAAUCAAUUUGGUACGGCAGUUUUAGUUUGGUGCGGCAGAAACGCCAAGCGGCAGAGUCUGUCGCAUUAUUUGACACUGGAGCGGUCGGUGAUUCGGUAGCAGCUGCUGGGAAGAGAAGUCACCAAUGGUGCCUAACCCUGACCCCAAACAAUACUGAAACAAUUGAAAGAAUGACAUGUCAUUGUUUUCUGCGACCAAUCAGGAGAGAACUUACGAGCAUCUCCUACACAACUGGGUGAUUCUCAAGUGCCGAACCUAUAUAGAUACAGUAAAUUUAUAUUUUUUUCUCACAACACCGCUCGUCAGUUUACGUAUAAGCCCAGGGGCUUAUAACCGGCGGUUUACGGUAUUUUGUGUUCAUUUGUUCUCUGUUUUUAUUGUCAGUAUCUCUGUUCCAAUCCACUGCUGAGAGGAAGCGCUCUGCUGUUCAACUUUCUCUCACCUGAUAAAGAAUUCAGUAACAUGUUUGUUCCUGAAAAAGUUGGCGACAAAGCCGGUAAGAUCGCUUUAACUAUUUUUGUUUUAGUGCUAAAUAGGAUCAGUCAGAAGAAAAGCAUCUGUCGAUUCCUUUUCAUCUUUUCGCGCAGUUGAGGCGAAAUGUGAAAAGAGAGUUAUAUCUUAGAGUGCUUUUAAAAAAUCAUUUACUCCCUGAUAUACCGUGUCCUAAUUUUUCUGAUCUUAACGUUUUUUUUUGCUAUCUGCAAAAAAAAUGAUCCCCCAAAUUGGAAAAAAACGCUCGAACUUUUCCUGCAAAAUUUAUUCCACUGUAGAUACUGGUGUUCUAUACGCAAAUUCGCUAAACAGGACUUAUUAAAAUAGUGUCUUUAAUGUUAUCAAUCCAUUUCAUCGCGGCUCUCUUUAAACUGCAAACGGGAAUACAAAUGUUCCCAGCAAGAAAAAACCUCUCUGUCCUAAUCGCAAAAAUUAGUUCCCGAAAAACACAAAAAAAUCGAAAAUCCACAAAAAUAAAGUCCUGCAAAAUUUUGUCCCACACGAAAUCCUAUUUUUUCUAUUUAUACUCGCACAUGUUCUUCUUAGAUCUGUGACAUUUUCGUGUAUUUUUUGUUUGUUUUAAACCAUUCGAUUCCUCUUGGAUACACAGGCAAAAAAAUUAAAUCCAUGACGACGAUACUCAAGAAAGAGGUGGGUGAAAUAUUGUGUUCCGUUAAUGGCAGUGUUAAUGGAAUUAGAAUAGAAUUACCAGUGAGUUACUGUUUAACCAAAGCUCCCAGGACUCGCGUGUGUUACGUCCCAUGUAGUAAGGGUAUAUCCGAGAAAUUUUGCUUGGAGAGUCCGGAAUCCUGGGGUUGUGGAAUCCGGAAUUCAGCUCUACGAAUAUAGGAUUCUGCUUGAUUAUGGGGAUUUUGAAUUCAAGUUCCACUGAUAAGGAAUCCAUAGUCGAUUAUCUGGAUUCCAGAAUCCAAGUCCGUCUUGGAUAACCUUACUGAUGGGGUGAGAUAUAGUAAAUUCGUUCACUGUACUGUGAUAUAUAUUCGGGACACUGACCAAUUCGUGAUGCAUGGUCAUUGCCUUUUCUCAGUCUUAUAUGUUUUAUACCGUCUUUACUAUACGAAUGCCGAUCUGUGACCGUCUUUCAUAAGCGACACAAUCCAAAACACCAGAAUUUCAAUUCAUACUCACAAUACUGAAAUUGAGAACCGUUCAUGAGCGACCAGCUUGCAAAUCUCAGCAUUUUAACUGGUUGCUUACCGGGAGGCAAUAGUGUAGUUUGUGUGUCACUUAUCACUAUAUUAGGUUAUGUUCACACUAUAUCGGAUGGCUUUUCGUGUCGUUAAGUGGAGGUAUCCCGUAUAGUGUGAACGCCUGUUCGAUAUGUGACUCUCUACUUUAGAGAUCAGCGCGGCGCAGCUUCGCUCUGUUAUAAGGGAGUUUUAGCAAAGACGACGGCGACGGCAACGAGAACGUCAAAAAUGCAACAGGUUUAUUAAGCAAAACAACAACUUUGCACGUGCAUCACGCUUUUUUGUACAUUUCUUUGCCGUUAAUGUACGACUACGACGUGAAAAUGCCAAAUUUCACGUUUUAUGUUUUAACUUGAGUGCUGUCCCCAAGAAAUCAGCUCCAGGGAAAUUUGCCUAGUAGACAUUAGAUAUUUUCAGCGAAUUGGAAUAGACGCGACAAAGUCUGGAAAAAAGCUAAGUCAUUUUCAAAGUGACUUUUUCGCUGCCGUCGCCGUCAUCGAUCCUAAAACUUCCUAUAGACUAUCGCGCUGAAGUCACGUUUUUGUGUGUGAACAGAAACCCUAUUCUGUAUGGUUUUCGUGACAGCGCAAAAACUAUCCGGUAUAGCGUGAACCGAGCCUCAGUGUUCUGAGUUGAAUUUUUAAAAUGAGGAAAGACUGGCCGACCUUUUAAAAAUAGUAUUCAUAUCUGGAAUCUAUUUUAAGAGGGGAAUUUAACUUAUUUUCCAGAAAGGACAGAAUCUUGAUUCUUUUCUACAAGCGUUUUUGUCUUCCACGGUAGAGCCAACAAAACGAAAACCACUGCCCAAGUAAGUUACUGCAUCGAUGGAAUUUUCUCUCAAUUUUACCAUUCUGAUCAAAUCGCAGUUUUUGUAGUAUGACGUUAUGAAUAUACAAUUUCUUUGUUUUCUGCAGAGGCAUUUUAGAACAGUCACAAAGACGAAGCGAGGUAAGGGUUUGGGAUACUAUUAAAAAUCUUUCACGCUGUAGUCGCUAUAGUGCUGUCAUAACAACAAAAACAAACUUUAUUAAUAAACAGGUAAUAUUACAGAAGCAGGACAAUGCUUGCAAAAUAUGAAAUUAAGACUAAGGCUAACUACGAAAAGUUUACAGUUUACAAAUAAAUGAAAUAAAAAUCGUAAUAUGGAUACGAACUAGAUAACAUAGUAAAGAAGAGGGGGUAGAGGGAGGGGUAGACUGCGAGCAAUCCCUUUUUACACGAGUAGGACUGGAGACAGGAGAGAGUUAAAUGGCCGAGAGAGGAACUGGGGAGCUGGGGAACUGUUGUUUCCCGCUCGCUUCGCUCGAUUGCCUUGAUCGCUCCCAGUAUGUAGGAGAAGGGAGGAGUGGGCGACGGAGGUAUGAACCCCACUCCUGUCAAGAAUUAUUUGCUAUUAAGCGGGUCUUAAAUAAAGUCAUUUCUGCCGUGUCUUCUCUUUUUUAGGAGGGACAUUAUCUCCUCAGAAGAAAAAGCUCGUAAGUAUCAGUUUUACAUGUGAAAUUUCAACGGCGUGAAGGUUUGGGGCUAUGAUGAUCCUCUAAUACAUGACUUUUUGUCGAUAUAUUUUCUUUUAGGGGUAACUCACGUUUAAAGGCAGAAGGUAAGGCUUGUUUUUUGUUUGUUUUUAAUUAAAGAAAAAAAGGCUGAAAUUUGACGAAUUGCACCCGCGCCCCUUCCCCCGCGAAGUAGAAUGGUAGUGAUGAAAUAAUAAUAAUAAUAAUAAUAAUAAUAAUAAUAAUAAUAAUAAUGGAAUUUAUAUAGCGCUUAUACAUCGCUGUUCUAAGCGCUUUACAAUGUAAAAAAGGACAUAAGAAUAUCAUUAAGCACAAGCUUACAUAUAACCCUACUGUACACAUCUUAAAAAGGAAAGACAAAAAAAAGACAAAAUCAAAAACAAAAACAAAAAUGACGAAACUAAUUGUCAUAUACCUUUUUAAAAAGAAACGUUUUCAACUUAGAUUUAAAAAGAUUAACAUCAGAACAAGCUCCAAUUUCAAAGGGGAGCUUGUUCCAUAGUCGGGGGGCAGCAACGGAAAACGCUCGCUGGCCAUAAGUUUUCAUGUUAAAAUUUGGUUCUUCAAGGCGUAAAUGAUCCCUUGAUGACCGUAAUGUCCUUGUUUGAUGGUAAAAUUUUAAAAUAUCUUCAAGAUAUCGGGGACCGGAGCCAUUCAAUGUUUUAAAAGUUAUUGAAUUUAUUUUAAAAACAAUUCUCUCCUCAACAGGAAGCCAAUGAAGAUCUCUUAGAGUCUCGGUGAUGUGAUCUCGUUUUUUGAGACCGGCGAUAAUUCGAGCAGCCGCAUUCUGAACAGACUGCAACUUAGCUAUGUCCCGUUUUUGGGCACCAAAAAGAAGAGAAUUACAAAAGUCCAACUUCGAGCUAACAAAACUGUGAAUUAGAAUUUCUGUGGUACUUGUACUUAUGUAUUUUCUUAUUUUAGAAAUAUUUCGUAUGUGAUAGAAGGCACCCUUAACUAUUGUAUUAACAUGAGGUGAAAGUGACAUUGUGUCGUCAAAAAUCACGCCAAGAUUGCGAGCCUGAUGUUUUCCAUGCCAACAGAAAUCGUGGGCGGGGGCAACGAAUGACGAAAACGGGAGUGCAGAAAGAGAAAUUCUGAUUUAUCAUUGUUAAGCUUUAACUUGUUGGCAGUCAUCCACAAAUUGAUGUAACAGGCCAAAUUCUCUUUUUAAGCUACGUUUUCGCUGGUAAAAUAUUUCAUGUCGGGAUGAUGUUUAGGAGCCAACGGCUACUGCUAGUUUUAGUUUAUAGAGAAUAGAAAAUUUGUCAUUCUAAAGCUCAAGGGUCCAAAGAAGUAAAACGUAAUUUUCAGUUAUUGAUAAAAUCAAAUGGAAAACAACUUGUAUAAAUUCCUGUUUAUUACGUAAAUCUGAUGAAAUGACAAUAUAUUUUUUGUAUUUUCCAGCACCAGGAAAGCCUCUGUUGGAAGUUCAUGGUGCCACGGACUAUAUCCUGUAUCUCGGUGGGUACUUUAUCACAUCCUUCCCGUCGUAUGCCAUAUAACACUCCCCUUCCCCCCCCCCCCCGAAGAAAAAAACACAAACACAGAAACAACAAGCAAACUUUUUCUACGAUUUACUCGUCCACCUUUGUACUAGGAAAGGAGAAAUUUCAAAGAAAAAGACUUUUCCUACCCUGUAUUGCGAAUGUUUCUUUCAAUGACAAUGUUUUUAUUCUACUGUAGCUCAACAGCUGUUUAAGGUACCAGCAUUUUUGUACAGCUUGUUGGUGUGUGGUAAAGUGGCCUUUCAACAGACUCUAGACGUCUUCGCUGACAGGUACUAUCAACUUUGCACAACAUUUUUUCUCGGAAGUUUUCUCCUUCCUUGUUCAAAACCUCAAACAUGGCUUGUUUACAUUUCAGAUAUUUAACUCAUAAAGUGGAUUUACUAACUAACGAACACCGCCUUGUUAUGAUUAUUCAUCUACUGAGAGGUUAGUUUAAAAUAGGAGGCGAAAGCCGAAAGACGAGCAGCUUGAUUUAUUCUCUAAGGGUUGAGUGGAAGUGGAGGUGGGAUGUGGGUGGGGAGGAGGCAUUCUCUCGCCGCUUUGUCGUCCUACCCCUUGCCCCCUUUAGCUCGCCUAGAAAUUUUACAGCUUUCCUCUCCUAAAACGACCAUGGUCCUAAAACCACAGUAAUAAAUGUUUAUCCUCUUCCCGUAAGGGUUUUUUUAAGGAUAAUGAAACAAAUAAUACAAAUUAAACGUAACAGGGUUAAGAAAUCUAAUUAUCGGGUUGGCUAUUUACAGGUGUGGCCGGAGAUUUGAACGAGAGACUAUCGAGAAGAAAAUCCAACUAGCGAUUAGGGCUGGAGUCGAACUGGGCAGCUUCGGAUUGCUAGUUCAGCCCUUUAAUCCGUCUGCCAUGCUUCCUUCCCUCUAGUCUCCCACGCAGCUGUUUUUGUCUCACAAAAAACGCUGCGAGGAAGACUACCCCUCCUUCAAUCCGCUUGUUUUGGGGCUUCAUUUUCCCAGUCCCUGUACGGCGUCUUGCCAGGCCUUCUCGGUCCAUGCAUUUCGGUGACGUAUCCGAGACGAACGGUUCAAAAACUCGCCGGGACCACAUUACCCGAAACGCAUAGGUCACGCGGAAUAAUGAGGCCUAGGGACUAGGCAUGGGCUUCCUUAAAAUGAUACAUCCGGUGAUUAAAUUUUAAUGCCAGCAUUUUUGUUUCCUUUUUUUAAAACCAUGUUGAAACAUCUUAAAACCUUUUUUUUCUUUGUUAGAUGCGAUAUUCUUUGAUCAGGAUCCACCAAGGUAAAGCUUUUAAAUUCUUUUCUAAUCAAAACCUAUUCAUCGGUACAUAAAUGGAUGGUACAUGUAGGUACACACAAGGGUUAGACAGGCUUAAACCUCUGUGUCCUCUGCGCAUGAGUGCUUCCGAAUACUACACUCCCACAACAAAUAAUAGUGAACUUACGCAACAGGACGGGACAGCAAAGAAGACAAGCGUGACAAAAAAUUUGCUUGAGAUAUCUUUUCGCCAAACUUCACUUUCCUUUAAACAAAUAUUUUUGCAAAGACCAGAAAACGUUGAUGUUAGGGACUGGUCAAAAAGUAUAGGCGGGGGUGGGCCGGAGCAGAGAGGGGGUGGGUCAUGAGGUUUUGAGCCUUGUGCAAGGGGUGGGUCAUGCAAUUUUCAGCUACCCUUAGUGGGUGGGUCACCCUAUUUUAUUACUUAGAUAGGCACUAACUACUCACGAGACAGUUGACUACACUUGUUAUAUAAAACACAGCCAGCUGGAAUUAUUGCUAAAAUACUCACAAACCUGUUGUGCGAGAAAAUACAAAGGGGGACAGGCCGCACAUCUAUACGGGCCAGGAACCCUCUUGUUAACCUUUUUUGGGGGGGCUCUAGCAAGCAUGUCCUUUAAUGAUUUUCCUUUUUUGUGAGGAAAUGAUUGGUGGUUCUUUAAAAAUUUAUUGAAGUUAUAAUUGGUUUUGUAUAAGAUUCCAUUUUUUCAUUCAAGCUUUCUUUACAGUAGACACGGAGGGCUGGUAUAUUGUAUCACGAAAGGCAAUAUUUCUUUUUCCUCCUUGUUGUUUUGUUUUAGGAGUUUAGACUCCCUUUUGUGAAUUUUAUUUCUGAUAGUACGUUUUCUAUCAAAGAUUGUGGGUAACCUCCGUACAUCAAGCGUUUUUUUUUAAAUUUGAAUUAUUUUCCUAAAUGGUUGUUUGUGAGGAGUUUUUGUAGGAUUCUCUAGGCUUCUCCUUUGACAAAUCCUUUUUUGAAAUUUGGAGGGUGGCAGGAGGUGAAAUGUGUGUUCAAGAAGGUUUCCGUUUGUUUAAAAUGUGUCUUUGCAUCAAGGAUAGAUUUUUCCUUGAAUCUUGUGCCUUUGUAUACAACUGUGUCUAAAAACGCAGUCUCAGUGUCAAAAUGUUUCGGCCGCGAAUUCAAUAGUUGGGUGAUGUAAGUUUGCUUGUUCAAUGAAGGCUUCGAUGUCUGGUUUACUAAUGUCCCAUUGGAAAAAGAUAUCGUGUAUGUAGCUGUUGUUCUAAAGACCGUUUUUCUUAGAGUUGUGGUUUCAAUAUAUGUCAUGAAAAUAUUGGCAAAGGAAUCAAAACUGCUGUCUUUGUGCCCAUUGCAGUUCCAUGGUUUUGUAGGCAGUGCUUUCCAAUGAAGGGGAAGAAAUUUUCUUUGAAGAUUAAUCUGAGCAUUUCCGGCAAGUAAUGUGUAGGAAUGGGUUGUCUUUGUAGAAAUUUUCAUAUGCUUUGUGACAGACAAUUUCAAUAUACCAUCGUUUUGCUGUAUAUUUGUGUCAAGACUCACAAGGUCCAUCGAAACAAGAAAUGAUCAGUUUUUCACAUCCGUCUUUUCAGUGAAAGGUAUGAUUUCCGUGAUUUUUAUAUUGGUUGUAGCAGUGUAUCAGCAAAUUUUGUCAAGCACAGAACAAGGUUUUAUUGGAUUAUUGAGAGGAAACCAAACAUCCUUGUUUUAACUAGGGGGUGGGUCAUGCAAUUUCCAACCUUGCUUUAGGGGUGGGUCAGUCAUUUUUGUGCCGAAGGGAGGGGGUGGGCCAUGUGUUUUUUAUCAACCACAUUUCCAAAUGCUCUGGCCCCCCCCCCUAUACUUUUUGACCAGUCCCUUAGGUGAAGAUCAUGACGAAACACGCAAGUAAUAGCCCUGUCACGUUUGACACGCACAAGCGUUUUGCCGACCUCUUCUUUCUGCCGUCUUGUUGCGUAAACCCACUAAUGUAAACGCGUCCACAAGAAUCCAGAUAUUUUUGAGACCGGAUAAAUUUUGACCUUCCUUCCCGCAUGAAACCAGUGAGUCAGCUGGCCGAAUCUUUGCGGUCUCAAGUGGCUGAGGGCCCCGUGCACACGAAUCCGGGGAACAAAAUAUCCGGUAUCAAAAAUAUCCCGUUUCGUGUUGAUGGAGUCUAAACCUCCCCUUAACUCAAGGUAAACGUCAAACUAUGAACAGUUUACUUAAAUCGCACGUAUUUACACUUUCCUUUCCUGUAAUCCUUCCCCUUUUUCAUCCUUUCUUUGUUUGGUGGGCGAACGGACGCGGGGCGGGGCGGGGCAUAGAAAGAGGGACCAAAAAUAUAAUCACUAUCAUCCUAGAUUCCAUCUGUUUUUGUUUCAGAACUGAUACACAAAAGUUAGAAAGGCGCGAGCAGACUCUAAAAGAAAUGUUAGAGUUCCUGCCCGACAUUGCUGUACGGGCGAUGGGCACAGAAAGACACAAGGCAGGAAUGACUCUACUGUUUGAGCUUCUUCAGCAACCCAAGUUAAAUAAACAGGUCGGUUGUCGGUACCUUGUUCAUCUCGUUGCCCCUCUCUGAAUCAGUUUUCCUUGGUCGCUAGAACAAGAAAAUCGAAAGCUUGCAACACAAGUCUUUUGUUGUUGUUGUUUUCUCGCCUCCUUUUUCAGCUCAUUGAUAAGUAGUGACAAGGAACGAGAGUUCUAUGCGCGUCCUUUAUCACGAUCGGUCCCAAUACUUAAAUCUAAACGUUUUUAGCCCGCGCACACCAUUUGCUUCGGCCUUCAGAGAAGCAUUUUAAUGUGAAUUUCAGUAGCAUGGUAGAGUUCAACUGCGGAUACUUCAUUGCUGUUCUGAAUUAUUUGUCGAUUUUGGCUUUCAGCUUGCAUUUGUUCUUCUUGACUGCUUGAUGGGAGAGAUAUUUCCCGAGCUGAAGGAGGUAUAGUGUUUUAUAAUUCUGACUUGUUUAUGUCGUUAAUUGAUAAGAUAGGGAUCUAGUUUUUCAAAACCUGAGAUUACCCGAACUACUUAUUUUGACUAAGCACAGUUCAAAAAGAAAAGGAGAAUACUUACCAUCGCCUCAUCAAGAGUCCUUUUUUCUCAACUCCCAUACAAACUCUGUUUUUCACAUUCCCGUCAGCGGCCAGCUUUAGUUACGGACACCUUUUUCGCGUCCUGAGGGUGUCCGCUUACAUAUGGCCUUGGUUUGAACUGUUUGGCCAUGGUUUGUUGUUUUGUCCUUGAUUUCAAUCUGACCGUGUUAGCCCGCUUAAGGUACCAUCAACACGGGCAAGGUUAAGUCAUGAAAAGGAAACCUGCAUUCAAACGAUUUAUGCUUUUUUAUGUGUAUUGCUAAAACAAAUACCGGGUAUGUGCUGUUAAAAGGCAUUGAAAAGAGCUGAAACCUAUGCUAUGUGAUCAAAUUGGAUCAAUUUAGGUGUCUGGGAAACUGUCCACCUACCCCUCCCCUAAGCUAACAUUAACACAUACUUUUCACUUAGGACAAAAUGAUGCCUUAGGGGAGGGGUAGGUGGGCAUCAAAUUAAGCGAUCCUUUCUUCGCGGCGGCUGAACAAUCGGAAAGGAAACUGAAUUUCCAUAUCAAAAUUCCCCUUGGAAAACAGCCGGCAUUUCGCGACGCCACCAGUGGUUUCGCCGCGCAAUGACGUCUGAGGAAAGAGCGCAGAGAUUCCAUACUGAUGACGUGUUACUACUCAGAUCUGGGUAGUGCUUCUGAUUGGUUAAAGCAAAUUACCGUAGCGGCACGACCAAUCAGAAGCGCUACCCAGAUGUCGGUUAGUUCCCAACCCCCCUCGUCUGGGUAGCGCUUCUGAUUGGUCGUGCCGCUACGGUAAUUUGCUUUAACCAAUCAGAAGCACUACCCAGAUCUGAGUAGUAACACGUCAUCAGUAUGGAAUUUCUGGGCUCGUUCCUCAGACGUCAUUUCGCGGUGAAACCAGAGAUGGCGUCGCUAAAGGUCGGCAGUUCUCCCAGGCAAUAGAGUGUUUUCACAUGACGUCGCGGCGGCCAUGUUGGUGUCCCAAAACAAUAAAACGGCGGCCACGUUGGUAUCCCAAACCAGUGAGUUGAAUUCCUUUCUUAUGCAAACGCUUUCUUUUGUUCCAAUAAAUUUGCAUAGAUGCUGGCCACGUGAGUGAAAACACUCUAUACAAAAGCGAUGAACAGUAAUUUGUACCUGGAUGUGAAAAUCACGACAAAUGUAUAGGUUGUUUUUUUUUUCUAUUUAGAGCGAGCUGUUCCCAGCAGAUGACGUAUCAGCGCCCCAUUGACGGCUUUGAAGAUGACUGAAAAAAGAAAAAAAGAUUUGAGGAACAGGUGCAGAUUCCUUGAAAUAUGAAUAUGGAUUCGUUUGAAUGGCGGUAUUAAAUAGAAUGCGAUUGAAGUAAUGAAAUAACCCAAGUCACCAGCGUCAGACCGGGAGAGCCUUGUAAAUCCUUAUUGAUGUUUUAAUUUUGAAAACAAAGUAAAGUCUGCAAACUGUGGUAGGAAUUUCAGAAUAUCCACGGCUAUUUGGCCACAUUUUUUUAAAACACACCGUUUGACGUCAUCCACGACCUAUUAGGAAACUUAAGAUCCGAAGACGGCGACGGCGAAGAAAACGUCGCUGAAAAAGUGAAUUCGUGUUCUUUCAAUCUUCAUAGCGAUUACUCCAAGUCACUAACUUUGUCAAAUGUUGGGGAACCCUUCUAAAGUUGAAUUCCUAAGAACCAUAUUCAAGUUCAGAAAAGGAGAGGAAAUUUCGUUGUCGCUUGUGUACUUCCUCUGUACAUCGGGAAAUUAGGCAUUUUCACGUCGUAGUCAUGCAGUGACGGCAAAGAAAUGUACAAAAAAGCGUGAUGCACGUGCAAAAUUGUUGUUUUGCUAAUAAACCUAUUGCUUUUGUGGCGUUCCCGUUGCCGUCGCCGUCGUCGGAUCUUAAGGUCCCUAUUACCAACCAGAUGUACGGCAAAAUUGCAUCCAUUUAUUCCAAUUUGAACUUGAAUCUCACAUCUUUAUAAAGAUCCACCCCUUUAGGCUUCCAAGCUUGUUUAAAAACUCGCAAUUGACAGGUUGUUACCACAUUGCACGACUCAUGGUAAAAUUUGUGGAAGUGAACUUUAGAGCACAAAGAAUAUUUUUGUCUUCCCUUUCAACUACUUGCUUCACCAUAACGGGCCCUUUUCUCGUGAGUUACUAGAUGCAUGCGUUUGUUAUGAAAAUCGUCCUUCAUGUUACUUUUUUAUUAAGCUCGGACUUUUCUCAUUGUCUCAACAGUAAACAAAUUAUGCCCCUUUCGUUUGGCAAUAGUCUUCCUCCAGUGAGUAAACUAGUUUAGUGAAUAAUACUCCAUUCUUGCGUAUUAUGAAUUUUUAGUCAAUGCAGAAUGAUGUUGACCUAACAUAUGCAGGCGUGGAUCUAGGAUAAAUAUUGACCUAUUUCCUAAACGAGCGCCCAAGGCGCCGGUUUCUGGGGGGGCCUGGACUCCGGAGGGAUGCUCCCCCUAUAUUUUUGUGGAUUUUUAUAACUCUCUGAAGUCCCCUUUCCUGGGUUUCUGAGUCACAACGACAGGAUAUUGACCAGUUCCAUUCUCCUCGGAUGAAGCCUUGCAAAUCGGCGGACUGUUUCAUCAACUGAGGUCAAUUUCCAUAUGUUAAUAUAGAUGCCAAACAAGGCGAGUCCAAACCAUUUUUCAUAUUUCACCUUGGAAAGUCUUAAACUAUAUUUAUUAUGAAAAAUCCGACUCAUCUCUAAAAACGGUGAAAACCGGUGUGGAUCCACGCCUGAUAUGUAUUGUCGCGAUGUCAGUCUUCAGUUGU